UGGAAGUGCUGGGCAAGCUCGGUCCAGCCAUGGGCAGAUGAGGGGAUCAGAGGAGUGGGAAGCAGACUGCAGACCCUUCAACCCACCUCAAACCUGCUUUCCUGGAGUCAGCCUGCAGGCUGGGCAGGCAGUCCUCGAGUCUUGGAAUUCCCACUUCCAGCAGUGAAUCCUGUCUCCCCCCCUGCUGAUUGACUGUGGAUGUGCUGGCAUCCAGGAUGGAGGCAGUAGAAAGUGAGACCCUGACUGAUGAGGUGGAGGAGAUGAGUGGAAGAGCUGACGUGACUCUGGACCCAGACACCGCCAACCCCUUCCUCAUUCUGGCCAGUGACCGGCGAGGGGUGGGACGGGGGCACGAGUGGGCCCUGCUGCCCGACAGCCCCGAGCGCUUUGACACGGAGCCGUGCGUGCUGGGCAGCCAGGCCUUCGCUGCAGGGAGACACUGCUGGCAGGUGGAGGUGGCCGAGGCAGGGGACUGGUGGGCAGUGGGAGUGGCCCAGGAGUCUGUCAGGAGGAAGGGGGUCCUCAAUUUUACGCCCCAGGAGGGGAUCUGGGCCGUGGGGCAGUGGUUUGGACAGUACCACGCUUUCAGUGAUCCUGACUGGACCCCACUGCGCCUUCCCUGCCUCCCCACGGCCAUCCAGGUCUGCCUGGACUUCACAGACAAGCAGGUGACUUUUGCUGAUGCUGAGAGUGAAGCCCCAAUCUUUGCUUUCUGCCUGGCCUCAUGUGCUGGGGAGAGGCUGCGCCCGUGGCUCUGGGUGGGGACGGACUCGUGGCUCAAGCUGUGCCCCUGACAGGGAGGGAACAUCAGGGGCAGGGGAGAGGCUGGAAAGGCAAACGCCAUCCACCACCGUGGGUCCUGGUGCUGGGAACUGGGGGGGUCCUGCAUCCUGCUGGCUUCUCCUCAUGAGGAUCCUCUGGCCUCCAAGGAGAGGACGGGCAGCUCAUGGAGGUGGAUGCCACAACAGAGCCUCCUUUAUCCCCCCACCCUUGGCUGGGACUGCAGGGACAGCAGGGAGCACAGAGACUGGGAGCAGGGAGGAGCUUGGUGCCUGGUGGUCCCUGGCAGGGACCAUCACUGAGUGCCAGGGCACUGCAGAGCUGCUCUGUAUGAGGCCAUGGAAAAUAUAGCAGGGUCCAGCUCCUCCCAGGGUGCUGGUGUAGUGCCUCUGGCUUUUUUCAAUUAAGUUAAAAAACCCCAAACAUAGCUGGAUACCCAUGAUAACACUUAUCUUCCCCACACAUCCAGAGCCUGUCCUUGCCUGAUGUGCACCAAGCACAUUUCUUGCAGCAGAGCACUGGGAGCAGUGCAGG
Molecule: messenger RNA, 1314 nt
Organism: Melozone crissalis (California towhee)
Lineage: Eukaryota; Metazoa; Chordata; Aves; Passeriformes; Passerellidae
Product: thaicobrin-like
Exons: 3
Coding region: 216-794 (192 amino acids)
Molecular function (GO): protein binding
Source: RefSeq, a predicted model, not a curated record